UGGGAAUUACGUUGAUGGGCGCGAUACGAUCGGAGAAGCUCUAUAAUGACGCGUAUAGAGAAGCAAACGGGACAAUGCACGCAGGACGGAAGUGACAGACUACUUGCAAAUGGCAGACAUAUGACGUCUUCUACUUGUUUUCGUAUUCAACGUGUCGUAAGAUUAUCAUAGUUUAAAGUCUUUUAUGAUCAUACAUAAACGAAAAGUAUUGGUCUCAAUAAUUAAAAAGCAUUACGAAUAAAAUAAUAAAAUCUGAAAAUAAUGGCCAAAUUAGUAAAUGUUUGGCGGGAUGACGACCGGGUUGAUCUGACGCGAAGACAAAUGUUGCUAAUCGUUGAUGAAAAUCUUACGAUGAUCAUGGAUGUAAAUGGCCUAGGAGCAAUUUGUGCUAGCCCACUCGUUCGUGGAAAGCAACUAGAUGAAUUUACUAGAAAGUUGGAUAUGCUUACAAAAGAAGAAAUUAAAGAAUCUUUUGUAAUAACCUGUAAAGAUUUACUAGCUAUUUUGGGACAAACUGUACCGUGUGUUGGUUGUAGAAGAAGUGUUGAAAGAUUAUUUUAUGAGCUAAGUAAAUCCGGACAUCCUGCACUAGAUCCAUUGAUUAUUACUCCAGAUGGUUUAGUAUCAAUAAGUGAUGAUAUGUUGCAGUCUCCUCAGUUAUUAUGUACUAUGUUACAAGGACAUAGUGCAAGGUUAAAUAAUUUAGUAGAGAAACAACCAAGAAAUAAAAAAUCACGAAGAUGUGUGUUACAUUCUUUGGAAAUACAACGUAUGAAACCCCUUCCAAGCGCAUGGAGAGAAGUUUGGGAUUGUAUGGAAUUAGAAUGUAGACAAGAACUUACUUUAAUUGAAGCUGAUACUCUUGAGGCCACGUUAGAAUCCUAUUUACGUAAGCACAGAUUUUGUGCUGAAUGUCGAACAAAGGUUCUUCUGGCAUCAUCUCUUUUAACAACAGAACAUGAACAUACAAAAGAAACAGGUUACGUAGCAGCUUUGUAUUCCGGAAUUAAACGAUGUAUAUCUGAUCGUCAUGUUCAUUUAUCAACAAAUACAGAAUAUAUCAGUACACUUAUAGGACGUGCUCAACCAGAACUUAUGGGAAGAGAAAGGCACGCGAAAACAUUAGAAAUUGCCCAAGAAGAAGUACUCACUUGUCUGGGAAUAUGUGUGGCGGACCGUUUGCAUAAGGUUCACCGACGAUUAAGAGAAGAAGAAACAGUUUAUAAAGUGUUAGUAGCGGUUGCGAUUGAUGCAUUAUCUAGAAAUUUUCAGAUGGCAGUAGAACUUAAACAGGGAAUUUCACAAUUAGAACUUUUAUAUGAGGAAAUAACAAGGGAAGAAAUAGCCAAACAACAACGACGAGAAAAAAUGAGAUUAAAACGAAAGAAGAAGAAAGAACGUCGUUAUGAAACGGAGGAGAAGGAAAAUUCAUGUCAUUGUUCAAAUGAAAGAAGAAGUGAAAAUAGUGAAACAUGUGUUUUUUGUAUGGAAUUAAAACCAACAACACAAAAUAUUGAUCGACAUAAGCUGCAAGUUUUAGAUCCUAAAAAUAAAGGUGCACCAACAUGCAAAUGUCCUGAUUGUUUGAAAAAAACAAAGACACCUAUUAUAGUACAAUCUCAAAACCAAAUACAAUUACCGUCAUAUUCUACGAAAAAAGGUUCAAGUCCUCAAAAAGGUAGUUUCAAAAAAAUAGCUUCUGAAUCAAAGACAAAAGUUCAAAGCAUGAGUGAAAAUCAAAUAAAAGAAAUCAAUUCAGAAGUAAAACAAUUUUCUGAAGAGGAAUUAUUUGAAAACUGCAAUUCUUGUAAGGACUUUUCUGAUAAAACUGAAGGUGAACAUUGGCAUAAUCUCCGUGAUUGUAAAGAUCGUGUGACCAAAAAAAUAGUUGAUGAUUUAAUAGAUGAGCCAAACAGAAGAUAUAGUUGGGUAGAGAUAGAGAUGAAAAAGCGCAUUGAUUUAUUUAUGGCUGAUAAAAAAAGUCGUUCAUCAAGUGAACCAUCAUCUCAGGAUUGUGGUUAUUCAUCUGAACACAAUAUUAGUAGUCCAUCUUUUCCUAGUACACCAGAAGGCUCUGAAGUAGCUUGCAGCGAUAGUUGUUGUAAUCAUGAAGGUGAUUGUCAUGAUGUAAGAACGUCCGAUAAAUUUGUUCAUUCCAAUUAUAGUAUUUCUUUGCUAAACGAACGAGGUGGAGGUCCAACACUUACACAAAUGCUGGAGGAUUGUUACUUGUCAGAUGACGAAGAAAAAGAAAGUUAUAUUCCUGCAGAGGAAAUUUUGGAAUUUAAAUCUCGAAUGCGUCAAGUCCUUGAGAAACGUAAGGAACUUCGAGAGACACUUAUAAAACGUUUUGCAAUUCUCUGUGGCCAUGAUAAGCCUUUUAUCAUUCCUGAUUAAAAAUUCCUACUAGGUACAGUUACUUAAUAGGAUAUGAUUUUUCUCUUUUUUUUUUUUUAUAUUGAUUUACUGCCAGUAGAAACGUGAAUAUUAUAGAUGUAUUUUGAAUAAUUGUUAUCAUUGGAAUAUCAUUUUCCAAUGUAAAUAAAGUAUCAUUUGAUCAUA
This is a messenger RNA of Polistes dominula (European paper wasp), 2562 nucleotides long. Its product is annotated as gametogenetin-binding protein 2-like. The record is from RefSeq and is a predicted model, not a curated record. Gene Ontology annotation, cellular component: cytoplasm; nucleus. Lineage: Eukaryota; Metazoa; Arthropoda; Insecta; Hymenoptera; Vespidae.